Molecule: messenger RNA, 474 nt
Organism: Tachyglossus aculeatus (Australian echidna)
Lineage: Eukaryota; Metazoa; Chordata; Mammalia; Monotremata; Tachyglossidae
Product: olfactory receptor 14A2-like
Exons: 2
Coding region: 1-474 (157 amino acids)
Biological process (GO): G protein-coupled receptor signaling pathway
Cellular component (GO): membrane
Molecular function (GO): olfactory receptor activity
Source: RefSeq, a predicted model, not a curated record
AUGGACCGAGGGGCCUGUGGGAAGAUGGCGGCUGCCUCCUGGCUCGACGGGGGGCUGUUUGCAGUGACGACCUCCUCUGGGACGUUCUCCCUACCCUUCUGCGGGUCCGUCCUGAUCCGACAGUUCUUCUGUGAUAUCUCCUCCGUGGUCCGACUCUCCUGCUCCGAAACGCACCUCGUCAUCGACGUGAUCGUCGUCAUCGGGGCCCUUCUGGCCUUCACCUGCUUCGUCUCCAUCGUGGUCUCGUACGUGCGCAUCUUCCAGGCCGUGCUGAGGAUGCCGGCCUCCGAGGGCCGGGCCAAAGCCUUCUCCACCUGCUUGCCCCACCUCGCCGUCACGACCUUGUUUUUCUCCUCGGCUGCCUUCAGUACCUUACAUCCACCCUCAGACUCCUCCUCAGCUCUGGACCUGCUGGUGUCCGUGUUCUACACGGUGGGUCCUCAGUGGGGUUGUCACGUGGGGCAGGGCAACUAA